Ceraceosorus bombacis is the source of this 1163-nucleotide messenger RNA. Lineage: Eukaryota; Fungi; Basidiomycota; Exobasidiomycetes; Ceraceosorales; Ceraceosoraceae. The record is from the annotation of a GenBank genome assembly.
AUGGAGGACCAUCAAGCCCGCCUGUCCAUAUCCCAGCUCUCCACACAAUGUCACUUAGACGGCGGCCAUCAGAUCGCAAGGACAUAGGUGGUGAUUCGGACGGGGAAGAGGAUACGCAAGACGAAAGCGUGAUCAGACGAUUAAUGCGACCUUCUGUUCCCAGGUCCAUACCUGCUCAUCUUGCGCCUACAGCGGUAAGAGUGAGCCUCAUCAGCGCAGCAUUGGGUAUGCUUGUUGGUCUGUGUAUCCAAAAAGCGCUACGCUUGCUGUGGUAUGCAUGGCCCAACACUACGAACGUGCACCAAUCAUCAUCACCUGUCGGCCUUUUGGCCCGCACAGGCGAUAUCUUUGCUAGCCCGCAACUCAAUGCAUAUCUCGCUGCUUGGGCUCUGUUUCAUCUCGCAGAGUUCUGGAUCACCGCACAUUGGAACGCCACGAGGCUGAUGGAAGAUUGUGAGUAUUUUGAGCAAGGGAAUGCUUGGAUGGAGAGCAAUCCAUCGCUGAGUGGACACGGCCCUUGUGCAUCAUAUCCAGCUUUCCUGCUGCAGAAUGGUAUCGCAUACCACGUUGCUCAUCUCGCUGGACUCGUCGAAUUCUUCGUGCGCCGUCUCCUCUGGAGCCAGGGCAGCGCGAAGGUUCCCUGGUGGAGCUACGUCGGUGAGUGUAUGCAGGCGAUGCUAUGGAGCUCGAAGUCAAGGCUGAGCCACCCUCUUGUGACCGCUCGCGGUACACCGCAGGGCUGGGUUUGGUCGUAGCAGGUCAGAUCGCUCGCUCGUUGGCAAUGGUCCAUGCGGCAGGAUCUUUCAGCCACGAAGUUGCACGUGGAACAAAGCGAGAGGACCAUACGCUCGUCACUAACGGCAUAUAUGCGUGAGUCUGUGAGGAAGCAUAGGCUACCAGCCAUCCGAGCAUGUGACGCUUACGCUACAUCUUUCUUCCGAGGCAGCUUCACGCGACAUCCUUCCUAUGUCGGCUUCUUUUACUGGGCUUUGGGCACCCAGUCCCUCCUCGGCAAUCCUCUCGCAUUCUGUGUCUUUGCGGUCACACUUUGGCGAUUCUUUAGACACAGAAUAGUAGGAGAAGAAUACUCGCUGAAGCAGUUUUUUCCUAAGGACUACGAGGAAUAUGCCAUGCGCGUAGGGACGGGGCUCCCAUUCAUCUGA